GCCGAUUGGUAAUUCGUUUCGUCCCCGUCUACGGUAAGGAUAGUGGUGGAUUUCGUGUCAGAAUGGUUUCUCGUGUUUGAGUGUGGUGUUCGAUACGCCUCUCUCAUCAUCAUCGUCGCCAUUUCAAUUCCUGCGCUAGUCCACAACCAGUUCACGAAGAAGCCCUCUUCCGUAGCUCGUUCUUCGGCCUUCGUUUUAUCGCCUCGCUGAUCUUCUCAUCUUUAUCUUUUGCUCACUGCAAUCUUGUUCUUUCGCUCACUCGGCCACUUUUGCACGAGCAGUGGCCGUAGCCGGCGAAAAAGCAGACGAAUAAAGAUAGGGUUCUUCAGAUUCCCGUGUUUCGUCUUUUCUUUUUCAUUUUGUGGAAGGAAGACCGGAUUUCUUUUUCCUGCUGUAGGCGUCGCCCGGAUUGAAGGCGGCGUCUAAGGUUCUAGUGAAUAAGAUGGAAUUGCAUCGGGGGUGAAGACAGAUGAAAAGAGGGAUCUGCUCGAAUUCUCUAGCUAGAUUUCAGAUUUUAUUGUUGAAUAAACUCUAGCUUUUUCUCUAAGAAUAUGAUCACUUGCGAGUCUGCAUCGUAUUCAUCUAUGGAUAUGUUCGGAUGAUGAAGGUUCGGGUGGGUCUCUUUUGGAAGGUCUAUAAUUAGCAACAGGCUUUUGCGAUUUCCAUGGGCAGCGAAGGCUUGUUUAAGCGAGGCUGGAAACUGUUCCAAUCAAAGAAGCAACCCUUUUCGAGAAUCCGAGUUGCUGCUGGCUCCACCAGAGAGAGGCUGUUGUUUCUAUUUGAGCGUCACUGGCCGCUGAUCUAUCGAUUGUGCCUGGCUGCUGCUAGGUUUCUUCUUAGGUUUUUGUCGCAGUGGAGGGAAUGUGCUGUGGGAGGUCUGAGGUCCGUGUUUAUUUUGGGUCCAACAGCUCUAUUCGUCAUUUUGUGGAGUUUCUUCCUUUGCUUGGCUUCAACAACAUCAGUACUUUAUGUGCUUCUGAGUCUGGCUGCUGCUUCUGUAGCCAUUCACUACUUGGGCUUUACACCUGGACUUUUUAUUGUUGGGCAUUAUGGAAUUUUGAUCAUGUGGAUCUAUGGAUACUUCUGGAUGACGGCAAUUGUAUUAAUAACUGCAGGUUACAUGUUCUCACUUAAUCGGGCAUGGUUCUUGACCUUGUUGGCAACUGCAUAUUCUGUUUAUUCUGUCUAUACCCGGGUUGGAUUACUAGGAGUUUUCCUGUCGUUAAACCUUUCUUUCAUCUCUAAUGAUAUUUUAAAUAAGUUGCAUCAAAGAUACAACUAUACUGAUGAAAGCAUACAAAUAGAAGAGCAAAAGGAUUCAGAACCAGUCGUGGAAGACUUCUCUAUUGACACUGAAUAUUCUACCCCAAUAACUGAACCUGAAGAUGUGGCAUGUUCUAAAUCAGCUUGCAGCACACCGGAGGUAUCUAGUAUUACAAAUAUUCACAAGGAUGCUUCCCCUAGCAAGGUUGUUGUAGUUGAAGCAUCUUCGUUGGUUGAGAUGAGGAGGAUAAUUAGCUGUUCAAACCAUUAUGAAGUUCUGGGUUUUCUUAGGAACAUAAAUAUUGAUCCUAAGAUACUAAAGAAGGAAUACCAUAAAAAGGUUUUGCUUGUGCACCCUGACAAAAAUUUAGGAGCUGGAAGUUCACUAGCAUGCGAGUCCUUCGACAAGCUCAAGUGCGCAUAUGAGGUUCUUUCAGAUUUAACUAAGAAGAAAAAUUAUGAUGAACAAUUGAGGAAGGAAGAAUCUGGCAGGGUGUGCCAGAGAUCUUCCACUGCAUCUCAGAAGGGAGGGGUUGAGUACCGUUCUGAAGAAUCCAGGCGUAUUGAGUGCACAAAGUGUGGAAAUUCUCAUAUAUGGAUAUGCACUAAUCGAAAUAAAGCUAGGGCAAGGUGGUGUCAGGAUUGCUUUCAGUGCCAUCAAGCUAAAGAUGGAGAUGGUUGGGUAGAAAGUCGGCGCUCAACAAAUAUAGUUUCACCUCUGAAGAUGGAAAUACCACGAGCCUUUGUGUGUGCAGAGAGCAAGAUAUUCGAUGUAUCUGAAUGGGCAAUUUGUCAGGGAAUGUCUUGCAAGCCUAAUACUCAUGGACCAACCUUUCAUGUGAAUAUGGUUGGUUUGGACAGGACAGGGCUACGAUCCAAUCCUUCUAGAUAUCCAUGGGGAUUAGAUGCUGAGAUGAUCACAAAGGACUAUGAGUUUGAACUGUGGAUUCAGCAGGCUUUUGCAUCUGGCAUCUUCUCUGAAAGUCCAAAGCGAAGGAAAAGCUGGCCAUUCAAGUUCAAUCAGAAAGGCAUAAAAUCAUGGCGAAAGUCGCCAUAAAUGGAUAUGAUUAGGUCUAUUGAGGUAGUUGUUGGAUUGAAGAGCUCGUGUUGUUGUGGUCUGGCAAUUGUCUGUCGAAGAGCUUAAUGGCCUUUAUAAUUUCACUUAUUCAUCAAAGUCAUGGUGUAGGCUUUCUUCAUGUUUAGUGAUCUUUGACCUCUUGGGAAUGAAACCUAAAUCGGGAGAGAGAUAGGACUUCGUAUCAUCAGCCAUUGGUUGCCUACAAACAAAAAGUGGUGAAGAGAAAAGGUGAGUGAAGAAGCAAAGACAAUUUUCCUCCAUGGUGCGGGGAAAAAAAAAAGAAGAAAAAUGCCAGAGUGGAUCAUUUGUGAAUAGUUAUAGCCAUGCUAUAGCCUAAGGCAGUAUCUUCUCAUAUAUUGUAUUGUAAAAAUGCCUCAAAAAGUAUAGCUAUUCCACGGCGAGGAUAACUUGUAAAGCAGUAUUGUCAAUUGAUACUUUAAGCUCCUUAGUGUUUGUCUUGUGUACGAAGUAUGGUAA
Molecule: messenger RNA, 2818 nt
Organism: Zingiber officinale
Lineage: Eukaryota; Viridiplantae; Streptophyta; Magnoliopsida; Zingiberales; Zingiberaceae
Exons: 10
Coding region: 665-2320 (551 amino acids)
Source: RefSeq, a predicted model, not a curated record